Messenger RNA from Ornithorhynchus anatinus (platypus), 1088 nucleotides. RefSeq names its product ribonuclease T2-like. The transcript has 9 exons. Gene Ontology annotation, molecular function: RNA binding; ribonuclease T2 activity. Gene Ontology annotation, cellular component: extracellular region. Gene Ontology annotation, biological process: RNA catabolic process. The record is from RefSeq and is a predicted model, not a curated record. The coding region runs from base 172 to 918 and encodes 248 amino acids. Lineage: Eukaryota; Metazoa; Chordata; Mammalia; Monotremata; Ornithorhynchidae.
GGAAAUGAAACCGACCCCCACCCUGUCCCCUGCCACCUGUGUGUCCCCCAGCUGGGGACCCUGCCCUGCAUCUCAGAUCUGCUGCCUGUAGCUCCGAAUCAGAGGAAAGGCUGACUGGGGAGCUGGAAGAAGAGGUUUCUGUAUCCCCUUACUCCCCUCUUCUCCAGCCCAAUGUUCACGCACGGGACCCUGCUCCUCUUCAGCCUCAGUGGACUCUUCCUGCCUCCCGCUUGCUCCCGGAUUCCGCAUUCACCCAGCCCCUGCCCCUGGAAAUGUAUCCGAUUCGUCCAGAUGUGGCCGGGAUCCUUCUGUGUGGCUCUGCAGCAGAAGUUUCAAUGUGUCCUGCCUCCCGGCUCGAAUUCGUGGACUAUCCAUGGACUCUGGCCCAACAAAGUGCAGAACUGCUGUGGCUGCUGGAGACUCUUCCGCUCCGACCUGGGGGAUCUGUCCCCCCUCCUGGACCAGCACUGGCCGACGUUCCUCAAUCUCAGCAACAUCCACUUUUGGCAGGAGGAGUGGUGGAAACAUGGCACGUGCGCUGCCUGCCUGGAGACCCUCAGCUCCCCCAGCAAGUUCUUCGGGGCAGCGCUCAAACUGAGGGAGGUCUUCAACAUAGACAGAGCCUUUCAGAGAGCAGGUAUCGUUCCUACCUGCAGCCACAGCUACCAGUUGGACUCCCUGCAAGCGGCGUUGAAGCCGGUCCUGGGUGAGGAGAACGAGCUGCAGUGUGCGACCGACGGACAGGGCCGCGAGGUGCUCGUCCAGGUGCAGGUGUCUCUGUUCCAGAACUUGUCCCGGGCCUGCAAGGCGUCCGGCCCACCCGAUGGGACCGUCUCCCCCUACCACCGCUGCAGGGCCCAGGCGCCCAUCCUGUUCGUGCCCCCCGACCCCGCCCGACCCCGGGACCCCUGCCCCUGACCCCACCACUGGGCUUUCUCCUUAGAGCUCAACCCUCCAAGCCCUUUCCCACUCUUCUUCCCUCCAAACCCUUUCCCACUCCUCUUCUCGCCAAGCCCUUUCCCACUCUUCUUCCCUCCAAGCCCUUUCCCACUCUUCUUCCCUCCAAGCCCUUUCCCACUCUUCUUCCC